Molecule: messenger RNA, 1659 nt
Organism: Thermochaetoides thermophila DSM 1495
Lineage: Eukaryota; Fungi; Ascomycota; Sordariomycetes; Sordariales; Chaetomiaceae
Product: complex subunit mu-like protein
Exons: 3
Coding region: 1-1659 (552 amino acids)
Biological process (GO): intracellular protein transport; endocytosis
Cellular component (GO): cytoplasmic vesicle; clathrin adaptor complex
Source: RefSeq, a predicted model, not a curated record
AUGAACGGCGUCAUCGAGGCGCUGCACAUUCUCGACGAGCACGACACGCUCCUCCUCUCCCACACAUACACCUCCCGUCCCCUUCCAGCCGCCGCCCUCCUCCCGCUCUAUCUCUCCCACCCUGCGCCUCGCCCAAACCUGAUCUACCUCCCCAACGUUGUCCCGCCAACCCUUGUCUUCAGCCUGCGCCAUGGUUCCUUGACUCUGCUCCUUACCUCGUCGCAAGACAUUGAGCCGCUGCUCGCCCUUGAGUUCUUGCAUCGCGUGGUCGAUGCGCUGGAGGAAUUCCUUGGGGCGCCGGUCACGAGUAGUAAAAUCGAGGGGAGCUAUGAUAUCGUGGCGCAACUUCUCACAGAGAUGUGUGAUGCGGGGGUCGUGAGUACCACCGAGCCGAAUGCGUUGAGGGAGAUGGUUGAGGUGGAGGGGUUUUUGGAGAGGGUGUUAGGGGGGGUGGGGUUGAAUGCAAAAACUCCCUCCUCCCUCUUCCCGCAACCCCCCAUCUUGACCCCCCCAUCCGCUCCCGCACUCCCCUGGCGCCGAACCAACGUCCGCCACACCUCAAACGAGCUCUACGCCGACCUGAUCGAGUCCCUCUCCAUCACGCUAGCUCCCUCCGGCCGGCCCCUCGCCGCCUUCGCCCACGGCACCAUCGUCUUCACCGCCAAAGUCUCAGGCAUCCCCGACAUUGUCGUGACAUUAACGUCUAGUGGGGGGAAACACGCACUCACGGGGUUGAUUGAUCUGCCCGUUUUUCACCCCUGUGUGAGAUUGGCACGCUGGAAGGAGCAGCCCGGCGUGUUGAGUUUUGUGCCGCCGGAUGGGAGGUUCACGUUGGCGGGGUAUGAGGUCGAUUUGUUGCCUCUUACCGAGACAACCCUCUCCUCUCAACAACAGCAGCUCAAACUCCCCGUCUCGCUGGAUAUCAAGACCGGGCUGGGCCCGACAGGUUCAGACUUCGAGCUCCGCCUUACCUUCAACAAAUCCUUCACCUCGACCGGCAGCGUGCAGCCCGGGCUAGGGCGCUCCUCACACACCCCGACAUCCUCCUCCUCCGUUUCUGCCCCCAGCCUAGCCAGCUUCGCGACAGGAACCUCCAUAACAUCAGCCGGCAGCUCUUCCUCGCCAACGCUACACGACCUGAAAGUCACCGUCCCCUUGCCCCCCGCCGUCAGGAACCUAAGCGAGAUCCGCCCUUCCAAGGGCGACGCCAACUUCCAUGCGGCAGAGAGAAUCCUGGAGUGGAGCAUCAACAACAAGGAGCUGUCUCAACUGGGUUCGGUGCCCUUCAUGUUGCGAUGCACCGUCGUCGGCGACCUUGACAGCGGCGAAGCUUCCGUCAACCCCGAAGACGAGAUGGGUUUCCCUACGCAAUCCUACCACGGUUACGACCCCUCUGUUACCCACCCCCCUCCCAGUUCAGGAACACCCGCCGACCCGGGGGGUGACGCUGCUCAAAAGCAGCAACAACAGAAUAAAAUCCUUAUGCCUACCUCUGCAAGCCUCUCAUUCUCUGUGCGGGGCUGGCUAGCAAGCGGGUUGCGCGUGGAGAGUAUCGUGCUAGACACAAGAAAGAGUCGCGGGAUAGGGGAAGGCGUCAAGCCGUAUAAGGGGGUGAAGUAUUUGACUCUGAGCAAGGAAGGAGUUGAGGUAAGGUGUUGA